AUGGUGGAAGACUACAUUGAGGUUCUUACGGACGACUUUUUGGUGGUUGGAGAUUCUUUAGACGAUUGUCUUGAAAAUUUUGACAAAGUGUUGGCUAGAUGUGAGGAAGCUAAUUUGGUACUUAAUUGGGAGAAAUGUCAAUUCAUAGUUAAGGAAGGUAGUGUCCUUGGCCACAAGAUUCCAAAGAAUGAUAUUGAAGUGGACAAGGCGAAGAUUGAAAUUAUUUCUAAGCUUCCACCCCACCUCGGUGAAGAGCGUACGGAGAUUCUUGGACUCAAUUUGACAACUACUCCUGUCAUUACCUAUCCAAAUUGGCGUUUGUCGUUUAAGCUCAUGUGUGAUGCAAAUAUAGAGCUCAUUGCUAUUGUGUUUUCCAUUGAGAAUUGUUUCCCAUACUUGAUGGGUGCCAACGUUAUUGUCCACAUGGAUCAUGCGUCACCUCGAUAUCUUAUGAGCAAUGAGGAAUCUAAAGCUCGGUUGGUGAGAUGGGUGCUUUUGUUUCAAAAGUAUGACAUUGACAUCCAAGAAACAAAAGGAUGUAAAAAUCAAGUGGCGAACCACCUGUCUCAUUUAGAGGAAGAGGGGAAGCCGCAAGAUGGCCUUGAAAUCAAUGACUUUUUCCCCGAUGAACAAAUUUUGGCACUUUCAAUGAAUUAG
Messenger RNA from Nicotiana attenuata, 657 nucleotides. RefSeq lists its product as uncharacterized. The coding region runs from base 1 to 657 and encodes 218 amino acids. NCBI's taxonomy places the organism in Eukaryota, Viridiplantae, Streptophyta, Magnoliopsida, Solanales, Solanaceae. The transcript is spliced from 3 exons. The record is from RefSeq and is a predicted model, not a curated record.